Messenger RNA from Laccaria bicolor S238N-H82, 666 nucleotides. RefSeq lists its product as uncharacterized. The record is from RefSeq and is a predicted model, not a curated record. NCBI's taxonomy places the organism in Eukaryota, Fungi, Basidiomycota, Agaricomycetes, Agaricales, Hydnangiaceae. The coding region runs from base 1 to 666 and encodes 221 amino acids. The transcript has a single exon.
AUGGCUACCAGACGAAGGAUCGGAGUGAGCAUCGCUACUACAGAAGCAGCACGUCGCCAAUUAAUGCAACCAGUCCCAUGUUGGGAGAAGGCAUGGGUUGCAACUGAAACCUCUCCAGCGGGGACAAGCCUGAAGAUAUAUAAAUGGGUCAAAACAGAGAAAGUACCAGUGAGGAUAAUCCGAAUUUCUGAGCUUGUUACUGGCUCUGAACGAGUUCACCAGCAAUUCAGUGACGACGAGGGCGAGGUUGACGAGCCAUUGGUGCCUCUGCCAGACGAACCCGAAGUUGUUGACGGCGACGAAGAAAUGGAUCCGGACGAUGUGGUGGUCGUGGCGGAACCCGCCAAGGAUUCGUUAGAGGUCGACAAUGUACUGGACGACCCGCCGUCGAAACUUCCCUCACCCAAGCCCAAGUUACUCAUGUCUUUACAACCCUCUUCCAACCUUGGGGGCGACGAUCGAGGGGAUGGUUUAGAUGAUUCGCUGACACCUCUCGAAUCCAACAUGGGGGAGAAAAAGGACAUAGAACUGGAAAUUUCUGCACUUGGACCGGACGGAAUACCACUUGAAAGUGCGCAUGAUUUAACCCAAAUGGAUGUAGAGGACGUUUUGACUGGAGGACCGAUGAUGGACGACAGUAGCGACGCCUUUGCAGGAACUUCAUGA